Molecule: messenger RNA, 5912 nt
Organism: Etheostoma cragini (Arkansas darter)
Lineage: Eukaryota; Metazoa; Chordata; Actinopteri; Perciformes; Percidae
Product: SLIT-ROBO Rho GTPase-activating protein 3-like
Exons: 22
Coding region: 416-3754 (1112 amino acids)
Biological process (GO): negative regulation of cell migration; signal transduction
Cellular component (GO): cytoplasm
Molecular function (GO): protein binding
Source: RefSeq, a predicted model, not a curated record
CUGCAGCAGCAUUGAACUUGCAGAGAGAGGGAGAGAAAAAAGGCAGACUGGACAGUUGCAGAAGGAGCUCGGUGCUAUUAUUGCCGAGGCUGCCAUAGCCGUUGCUUUCGGAGUUUACUCCUGGCUUUUAUGAAAUGUACAUCAAACGUGAAUGGUUUCCGAUUCGUUGAAGAGUACCGGUGAAGAGGAGCAGUAGGGGAUCAGUAUGCACUUUAGGUUCGACGUCGCCUAGAACGCAGCGCAACAACAUCUCUGCGCAGAGCCUUUGUGCGUUUAAUCACUGAAGUUGUGUCAUGCGAGCGAUGAUUCGCAUCUGAUUGUUGCUGAACUAUCUGGAGAGGACAGGCAAACGCUGCAUUGUGGCAACCGAGACGCUUAUUCCUGCCCGAGGAUUGCACAAUCCGUUCUCCCCAAAAUGUCAUCUCAUGCCAAAGUCAAGAAGGACAAAGAGAUUAUUGCCGAAUAUGAGACCCAAGUGAAAGAGAUCCGUAACCAGCUGGUAGAGCAGUUCCGUUGUCUGGAGCAGCAGUCUGAGUCCCGGCUGCAGCUGCUGCAGGACCUGCAGGAGUUCUUCCGUCGAAAGGCUGAACUCCAGCUGGAGUACUCCAGAGGCCUGGACAAACUGGCCGAGCGCUACUCCGCCAAGAUCCGCACCUCGAGAGAGCACCAUCACUUCAAAAAGGACCAGAAUCUUCUGUCCACUGUGAACUGCUGGUAUUUGGUCUUGGACCAGACCAGGCGGGAAAGCAGAGACCACGCCACUCUCAGCGACAUCUACAACAACAACGUCAUUGUCCGUCUGGCACACGUGGGCGAGGAUGUCAUCAGACUCUUCAAAAAGAGCAAAGACAUCGGGGUGCAGAUGCAUGAGGAGUUAGUGAAAGUCACCAAUGAGCUCUACACUGUGAUGAAGACUUACCACAUGUACCACACGGAGAGUCUCAGUGCUGAGAGCAAGCUGAAGGAGGCAGAGAAACAGGAGGAGAAACACAUUGGUAAGGCCAAUGACAUUGGGUCCAGCCUGCUGCGGUACGGUCAUGAUGAACGUCCACAACGACGGAGCUCUGUCAAGAAGAUGGAGAAAAUGAAGGAGAAGAGACAAGCUAAGUACUCUGAAAACAAGUUGAAAUGCACAAAGGCCCGGAACGACUAUCUUCUCAAUCUGGCAGCUACCAAUGCCCUGGUGGCCAAAUACUACAUCCAUGAUGUCUCAGACAUGAUAGAUUGUUGCGACUUAGGUUUCCAUGCAAGCCUGGCACGCACCUUGAGAACCUACCUGUCUGCAGAGUAUAGUCUGGAGACUUCUCGCCACGAGGGUCUGGAUUUGCUUGAGGGAGCAGUAGAUGCCAUGGACAUUAGAGGAGACAAGCUGAAGUUUAUGGACACACACAGCAUGAUCUUUUGUCCUCCAUCGCGUUUUGACUAUCAGCCACACAUGGGGGAUGAGGUGUGUCAGGUGAGUGCACAGCAGCCUGUCCAGACAGAGCUCUUGAUGCGCUACCACCAGCUGCAGUCUCGCCUGGCCACGCUGAGGAUAGAAAAUGAAGAGGUGAGAAAGACUCUUGACGCGACCAUGCAGACCCUUCAGGACAUGCUCACAGUGGAGGACUUUGAUGUUUCAGAAGCCUUCCAGCACAGCCAAUCCACAGAAUCGGUCAAAUCAGCUUCCUCCGACUCCUACAUGAGCAAGGCAAACAUUGUUAAGAGACGCGCCAAUCAGCAAGAGACUGAGGGCUUCUACUUUACUAAAUACAAGGAAUACUUGAAUGGCAGCAAUCUUAUUAUCAAACUGCAGGCCAAGCAUGACCUUCUGAAACAGACGCUAGGAGAAGGGGAGAGGGCUGAAUAUGGAACAACAAGGCCCCCCACUCUUCCCCCUAAACCCCAGAGAAUGCGGAAGGCUAGACCUCGCUCCAUUUUUAACCGUAAGCUGUUUAACGGCAAUAUGGAGGCCUUCAUUCAGGACUCAGGGCAGCCUAUACCAGUGGUGGUUGAGAGCUGCGUUCGAUACAUCAAUCUUUAUGGUCUUCAGCAGCAAGGUAUAUUUCGAGUUCCUGGCUCUCAGGUCGAAGUCAACGAUAUUAAAAAUGCAUUUGAAAGAGGAGAGGAUCCACUGGUGGAUGACCAGGCUGAUCAUGACAUCAACUCUGUGGCAGGCGUUCUUAAGCUCUACUUUAGAGGGCUGGAAAACCCGCUGUUCCCUAAAGAACGUUUCCUCGACAUCAUAUCUACAACCAAGCUUGACUCAGGAGCAGAACGAGCUCACCAUCUUCAACAGAUAAUUGUGACUCUUCAGCGGCCUGUGAUCAUUGUCAUGAGAUACCUGUUUGCAUUUUUAAAUCAUCUUUCUCAAUACAGUGAUGAGAACAUGAUGGACCCCUACAACCUGGCUAUUUGCUUUGGCCCCACAUUGAUGCCUAUACCAGAUGACCAGGACCCUGUGGCCUGCCAGGCGCAUGUUAAUGAGAUCAUUAAGACCGUUAUCAUCCACCAUGAAGUCAUCUUCCCGGCCCAGCAUGAGUUGGACGGACCUGUGUAUGAAAAGUGCAUGGCUGGUGGGGAAGAGUACUGCGAAAGCCCCCACAGUGAGCCAGGAGCUCUUGAUGAGGUAGGCAAUGGUACUGGACCCAACACUAGUGAUGAAGAGUUGGAGCAGAUCGAGGCAAUCGCAAAGUUUGAUUAUGUGGGCCGAAGCCCAAGAGAGCUUUCCUUCAAGAAAGGAGCCUCUCUGUUACUCUACCUACGAGCCUCUGAGGACUGGUGGGAGGGCCGACAUAAUGGUGUGGAUGGGCUGAUUCCACAUCAGUACAUUGUUGUGCAAGACAUGGAUGAUGCCUUCUCAGAUAGCCUUCCGAGGACUGAUAGUGCAUCCAGCAGUGGACCACACCACGAUGAAAGACCCUUGUCCAGGAACGACCGCCAAUCUCCUUGCGAUCACACACCUGAGCACCGCUUUGGAGCAGCAUUUGGAAGGUUGAGGGUGCGAUCAGAUGGUGCUGCGGGUCCGCGACACAGGAACAGCGUUGAUAGUCACAGCCCCACCAGAGCUGCCGACCACCCUCCUAGGGUUAUGCCUCGGCCCUGCAGUCCACACAAAAUAGCAGUUAGCAGGGGCCCGUCAGACAGUCCGGAGAAAUGGCGUCUCGCCACAUUUGGCAGUGCUGGCUGCAUCAACCACCCAGACAGAAAGGCCUUUGUGGACAGCCACUCUCAACGAUCUUCACCUAGCACCAUUCGACACGCAAGUUUAGGAGAUCACAAAACCUUUGAGGCUGAAGCACUCGCUGAGGACAUAGAGAAAACAAUGAACACAGCUCUUCAUGAGCUGCGUGAGCUGGAGAGACAAAACGUAGCCAAACAUGCCCCUGAUGUUGUUUUGGACACAUUGGAGCCCCUCAAACACCCUGGUGGAGCCCAAGAUCCGCCUGGCAGCCCUCUCCACACAAUGGUGAUCAGGGAUCCAGAUGCAGCCCAGCGACGUAGCAGCAGCAGCUCCUCCUCCGAGACCAUGACCACUUUUAAACCUGCUAUAUCAGCACGUAGACCAAGUGCACCUCUAAGGCCCCCGCCUGUCAGACCUGUCCGGCCUGCUCCUGUGAUUGGACAGGGCCAGGGACCACAGCGCUCUAGCAGCUCUAGUUCCUCUGGUCUAGGCAGCCCAGGCAUCACAGCCACUGACAGGGUCUUUCCCAAACCUCCCUCCCCAUCACCAUCCACCUCCUCCUCAUCCUCAGACAAACAAGGUAACAUGUAGCUCCAGUCAGUCACAAGUCAAGAAGGAGAAGACCACCGUGGAUACCAAGUGAUUGACCCUGCACCUAUAUUUUGAGAGCAAAACAAACAUUGACACCUGGUCUCUUUGAUGAAUAUUUACCACUGAUCUUCUGUAGUGUAGGACAGCUACUGCUGGUUUCUGACAACUGUGCGCCCACACAAUAACUUGUUGGACAACUUGAUGUACUGUAUUUCAAUAUUACACAAAAAAAGAGGUUGGAAUCGACAAGAAUAAUUUUAUAGAACACUACUGUGCUGGACAGCCAUGCUGGAUUAAAAAAAAGGGAUGCACUGGAAAAUGCUUCUUUUUAUUGAAAUUUGUCAUAGAAUCAUCUCAUGUUGUUAGGUUAUAAAAAUGCUGUGAGCUUGAACUUAGUAUCUGGUUUCAUGUUCCAUUAUGAGGGAACACUUAUGGGAACAUUUCACCACUAAUUAUGUAGACAUCCAGUCUGUGCUGGUGGUUAAUGCAGUCUAUUAUAACUAUGGGACCCUUUUCCUCAAAGAAACCAGUCCCACAAUGCCAGCAUAUACCAGCAAAACGUUAAGGUUUUCCACACCAGGAGAACACUUUGGCUGUGUCUGAAAUCACUCCAUUUACUAUGUAGUGCACUAUUUUUUUCUGUUAAACGCCAUUUUAUUUCAGUGUAUGAAUUUUGAGUUGGAAGACAACGAAAAGUCUCAUGUUUUGAAAGUGUGCAUGACAUGUAAAGGCUUUUCUGCCAACAGUCCCACAAUGCAACGCUUCACAUUUUAUAAAUGCGAAAAUUACAGUUGUGUGACGAUACACCUGUUAGUGAUUACGCGAAAGGAUGCUGACUCAUAUGUGUUGGAAUCUCAAUGUAUUGUUCAUUAUAGAGUAAACUAUUGAGUGUCUGUUUUAUGGGGAGAUGUGAUUGAGGGAGAUUUCAGACACAGCCAAUGACUGAGUGGUAAAGCUAGAGUAGAAUUGCAAUAAGUUGCAGUUUAUUCUAAUUGUCACUAGAUGCUGGCUUCAAGGACAUUUUGUCUGUAUAAGAGCCCCUAUGUGAAAAAAAAUCUGAAUGGUAGUAUAAAAAACAGACAGUGGAAAACAGCAGUGCUUGCUACACCCCACACCAAUCUAACUCCAGGAGACUGAAUACCAAGGGCUGAAAGCAACUACACAGCACCAAAUGGGAUUGGUCACUUUUUCUGGAAUUGGCUAAGUUUUCUACAAACAAAUUUAAGAGAAUAGUUUGAAAAAUGCUACUAUCAUAAAAACAUUAAUGGCCUUUAGGUACAUUGAAAAAUCCUUCAACUUUUCUCUUAAAUUGCUCAAAUAUUAUUUUUGUCCCUGCAAGAGUAAGAAGUUCCAGUAAAACUCACUAAGCAGCUGUGUAAUCAAAACAAGUGGUGCUGCUGCUGUCUGAGCACUUAACGACCAGCCGGAACAACAGUAGCAACAUCACUGGCCAAAAGGUUGGGUUCGGGCCAAGUUAACUGAUACCGGUGCAGCAGCGCAAUCAGCAACAACCUGAGACUCUGCCUUGUUGCAUUUUUCUUAGAACAGGUCAGUGGACGUCAAAAGUAGACCAGGCCGGAUGGCUACAAUUACGCAGAGAGCAUUUACAAUUAUUGUGGACAUUAUAGACAUGCCACCCUUAUAACUAAUACAUGGAAAUAAAGAUACAAAUCAGAAAACUGUUCUUAUAAUAUAGUCAUCUCUCUAUAUAAAAGAUUAGCUGUGUUACCUCAAACAAGUAAAACGUUCUUCAACAAUUCAAGUGACUAAUGCACUUAAACACUACAGGGAACUGUGCUGCAUUCGUAGCUUCUGUGUUUUCAUUUUGAUAAAGUUGUACUAGGAACAUGAUAUAGCACAUCAGUAUCAUUGAAGCUUACUUAAUGUCUAGAUUGCACACGUCAGUUCAGGCUGUGUGGGUGUUUAAGAUGAACUUGUUUACUGUUGUUGGUGUUUGCCGUCUGUCUUAUAAGGAUCAAUAUAUCUUUUAAGUGUAAUAGGUACAUUGGAUUGAAUAUAUAAAUACUGUUAAAGGAUACUUCUAUAAAUAACAAUGUAUGAUAGGAACAGGAUAUAAUAUCAUGUCUAGUCUGUUGAUUUUGUAACUCUUAUCCUUGCACAAACAUUAACAAACAAUAAAUCAGUAAAACCUUGCUGA